AUGAUGGAAAAAUCUUUUCAAUUUUGCAGCCGCGAAGCAACCAUCAAAGCGCUCAAAUCUGAAGUGCAGAAGUUUAACAGCAGAGUGGACAGAGCCUGUGCGCGUGCUUUAAACCUGGAUAGAAUGACUCGGGAGUAUUUCACAAAGAUGAUCCCCAAAGACAUGAACAACAACACGCCAUCUUGUUCUGGGAGAGAAUCUGGAAAUCCAGAAGACGGAUUAGUACAUAGUCAGGGACGAAUUUUGGAGUUUCUGAAGAGACCUGGAAGAAAAAUAAGGGUCCCAAACAGAAAACAAGAGGAAAAAUCUCCCAGCUUUUGGUGCAGAGUCAAACAGUUCUUUGGAUUCCAAUGAUUGAUUCAAUAUCGAUUUGUUUUAUUACUUGCUAUAUUGACAUAUCAUGAACUUAUAUAAGUUACAGUAUUUGAAUACAAUUAUGUGUGACAUUUCAAAGAAUAUACAUAUAUGUAAAACUUUUAUGUUGGUUUGUCAUUUG
Magallana angulata is the source of this 496-nucleotide messenger RNA. RefSeq lists its product as uncharacterized. NCBI's taxonomy places the organism in Eukaryota, Metazoa, Mollusca, Bivalvia, Ostreida, Ostreidae. The transcript has 6 exons. The coding region runs from base 1 to 354 and encodes 117 amino acids. The record is from RefSeq and is a predicted model, not a curated record.